CGCAUUGCUCAGCGCUCAGGUUGAGGGACUGGUUAUGUACAGUGUAAAGCCACACCUUCAGCCAUCCUGCUCAGGUGUUGCCAGCAGGUGAAACUCAGUCAGGGAAAGCUUGGGAAACUUAGUCACAUUCCAGCGACGGACACUGACACACUAAGCUACCAGCAUAAACCAUGCCUUCCACCGUCACCAGGAAAUCAUAUCCUCCUGAGACAGCAGACAAGAGCAAGUCGAGUGUGAUAGACGACAGCAAAAAGAAGACGUCCCUGCUGAAGGACAACAGCUGGAUCAAGAAAGACGUGACUGAUGAUAAAGUGGUGGACCAACAUUCAAACUAUGGAAGAAGUGUCCUGGGCCGGUUUAAAUCCUCUGAAAAUCUUACCAGCUCUUCAGAGAAAAAGACCACCACCACCGUCACCAAAACCUCCACAGUCACUGACUCUGGUUCAGUCCCCUCAAGAAAAUCUGUUCAGUCCCUGACUAAAAGAUUCAGUUUUAGUCAGGAUGAGCUGGAUUCAAGCAGCACUACCACAUCUUUCAAAGAUGGCACGAAGACAACUGUGACCACAAGCAGGACAUCUGUGAAGUCACCAACCAAAGCCAAAACAUUCAGUGAAAAGAUCUUCACAGACUCCAAGACAACCACUAGUGAAGAAAUAAAAACGGUCAAAUCAGUGCCACCAAGCUCACCCACCAAGACUACCAGGAAAGAGUUUGUCACAGUGACCACAUCUAAGGAUAACGUCGUGCAAGAAGACAUCAAAACAAUCAAAUCAGUGCCACCAAGCUCACCCACCAAGACUACCAGGAAAGAGUUUGUCACAGUGACUACUUCUAAAGACAACACAGUCCAAGAAGACAUCAAAACAAUCAAAUCAGUGCCACCAAGCUCACCCACCAAGACUACCAGGAAAGAGUUUGUCACAGUGACUACUUCUAAGGAUAAAGUUGUGCAAGAAGACAUUAAAACAAUCAAAUCAGUGCCACCAAGCUCACCCACCAAGACUACCAGGAAAGAGUUUGUCACAGUGACUACUUCUAAGGAUAACAUCGUGCAAGAAGACGUUAAAACAGUCAAAUCUGUGAUCACACCAACCUCCCCCAGUAAGACUUCCAAGACUGUCACUGUGACUACUUUUCAGGACACCAUAAUUAAAGAAGACAGCAAAUCAGUCAAAUCCACACCACCACCCACACCGACAAAGAUCAUUUCAGACAAAACCUAUACAAUUACUACUCCAACUUCUAAGACAUCAUCCUAUUCCUUCAGCUCCAAAUCCAGCACUGAGGACCAGUUGUUUGAUACCCUCAUACCCUCAUCCGUCAAGGAAACCUAUGCUUCUGACAACAGGAACGAUAAAAGCAGUGAAACCAGUUCUACGGCAUAUACCAGGACGUCUUACAAAGAAAGCAGGCCUGAGGAGCACAUUACUGAAAAUGUGUACACAGAAUACGUUAAAACUUCGUCUGCAAUGUCUGACAGUUAUGUAUUCGACAGUCGUCGGGGCUCCACAAAGACCUACACUGCAACUUACUCAGACAGCAGACCUGAAAUUCUCUUGGACACCUACAAAUCAAGUAGAUCAACUAUGGAAACGCUUUACACAACACCUGAAAGGAAAAUUUAUAUUGAGAAGGAUAUUUGCACAUACUGCCAGAAACCAAUUCUUUAUGAUACAAAGAUGAUACUAGAGGAUGUGGAUAUAAAGUGUCAUGCCAAUUGUUUCAAGUGUGGUGUGUGUAACAGUAAUCUUGGACACCUGAAGGCAGGGGACAGCAUGUGGGUGUACCGCCGCAAUGUGCACUGUGAGGCCUGCUUUGGUGUCAUUAAAGGUAAAUGGCAUCGCUGAGGACAAAACUACUGCAAAUCCAUUAAGUACAUGGACAUGAAGGAUCAUCAGAUAAUGUUAAAAUAGUUUGAUAUGGUGAAGGAAAGGAAAACAGUUGUGUAUGCAUAUCAAAAAUAUUCAAGCAUGGAUUUUUUUUUAUUAAAAAUAAUGAGUCAUUUAAGUUACAAAAAAGAAGAAGACAGUUUGGGUGGCGGAUCUGUUGAAAAUACAUAUGGGAGGAGACUUGUUUAUUCCUUUAAUUUUCUUCAUUAUAAAGCAUAUACAUAUUGUUCUUUCAGUAUCUCAUUUGCUAAAUGAAAUGAACUACUGACAUACUAAAUAAUGAGUGAAGUAAUCUGUUUUGAGUCACUAUAUUUUGAUAAAUUAUAUCAGUAAAGUGUUGGGUCCAUUUAUUUCGGGACUUCUUUUUAACGUUUAUUUAAAAAUCAAAUAUUAUCCCAUGUUGGUUUGACCCCCAAUAAAAUAUAUUUUUGGUUGGUGUA
Hemibagrus wyckioides is the source of this 2329-nucleotide messenger RNA. It is a transcript of the gene scel, whose product is annotated as sciellin. NCBI's taxonomy places the organism in Eukaryota, Metazoa, Chordata, Actinopteri, Siluriformes, Bagridae. The transcript has 23 exons. Bases 171 to 1847 code for a protein of 558 amino acids. Gene Ontology annotation, cellular component: cytoplasm. The record is from RefSeq and is a predicted model, not a curated record. Gene Ontology annotation, biological process: epidermis development.